This is a messenger RNA of Triticum turgidum subsp. durum (durum wheat), 1134 nucleotides long. Lineage: Eukaryota; Viridiplantae; Streptophyta; Magnoliopsida; Poales; Poaceae. The record is from the annotation of a GenBank genome assembly.
AUGGAUAACUUGCCACUGACCACCAUGGCCGGGGCCGCGGCGUCGUCGUUGGAAGGAGGCGGGAGGGUGGUGGACACGUACAAGAAGGCGCUGACCACGGCGGCGUCCGUGGCCGCGUACGCCAUGCUGGUGCGCAGCAUGGCCAGGGAGCUCCUCCCCGAGGAGCUGCGCGCCGCGGUGCGCUGGGGUGCCGCGUUCGUGCGCGCCCGCCUCGGCGCCGGCGACAAGGAGCGGCACACCAUCGUCAUCCGCCGCCACUUGGACGCCGGGUACAACGAGAACCACCUCUUCGAGGCGGCGCGCGCCUACCUGGCCACCAAGAUCGACCCGAACGCCAUGCGCCGGCUCUGCCUCGCGCGCACCCGGUACAAGGAGCCCGACGGGAGCAGCAGCUGGAGCACACUCCUGUGCAUGGACGAUGGGGGCUCCACCACCGACACCUUCGACGGCGUCGAGUUCAAAUGGACGUCCAUCGCCAUGGCCAACUACCUCCGGUUCAACCUCUACGACCUCGAUCUCUCCGAGGUGCGCCUCAACUCGGCGCUUCAGAGGCUGCUUAUCGCCAUGCCCAACAAAUCCAUCCUCGUCAUCGAGGACAUCGACUGCUGCUUCGACGCCAAGUCGAGGGAGGACCGCACGAUGCCGGUGCAGGCCGACGACGGCAGUUCAUCAGACGACGACGUCCCGGAGGACAAAGCCCACCACCCGGGACCGCGCCAACAGCAGACCAUAACGCUGUCCGGGCUGCUCAACUUCAUCGACGGGCUGUGGUCGACGAGCGGCGAGGAGCGCAUCAUCAUCUUCACCACCAACUACAAGGACCGCCUCGACCCGGCGCUGCUGCGGCCGGGGCGCAUGGACAUGCACAUCUACAUGGGCCACUGCUGCUGGGAGGCGUUCAAGACGUUGGCCAGGAAUUAUCACCUCGUGGACGACCAUGCUCUGUUCCCACAGAUACAGGAACUGCUUGCGGCGGUGGAGGUGACGCCGGCCGAGGUGUCUGAGAUGCUGCUGCGGAGCGAAGACGCCGACGUUGCGCUACGGGUGCUGACAGAGUUCCUCCAGGACAAGAGAAUCAAGGCAAGAAAAGAGGCAACAGAAAUCAAGAUGGGCGUAGCAGAGGAGGCAAUGUAG